AUGGAUUCCUUACGAUUUAUAAAAAGAAACGAAGAAAAUUUUGAUUGUUUUAUCGAAAUUUGUGAGUCAGUGUUUCCGAAUACACCCAGGAGUACCGUCCGUAAUUGGCUCAAGGCUUUAAAGAUCGAAAGCGUUGUUUGUACACCUGACGAAAGGUCGGUUUUUCGGACUGCAAAUCCCACCCUCUGUGGAGCGUUUGGUUUAGUAUCGCAUGCAGAUCUAGAGAAACUGAUUGAAUAUCGAAGCAAUCGAAGCAAGCAAACCAGUACACUUAACAUCAGUUCCAGCAGCAUUGCUAGCAGCCCACAGAUUUCCACCUGUUCAUCGACUUGCAACGUUGAAAGCGACACAGAAAAAAAUGACGGUAAUUUACUUCAAAACAUUGUAAUGUAUAGUGACUCUGACGAAGACGAACAAGGUCAGAGCGAUAUUAUAAUUCAGCAUAAGUCACCGGAAAAAUGCAACAAUGAAAGUUUUGUUAACACUCGUGUGGACCUAUCGGUUACAGACAGUCCAUUGAAAACAAAGAGGUCAAAAACUGUCUUAUCCCCCGAAGAAAUUCCUGAAAGCUUAAAAGUUGAAAUUCAAAGUUUGAAAGAAUUUUGUACGAAACCGUUAAAUCCACUUGCUUGUGGACGUAGCAUGUCAAAUGGAACUGCUAACAAACUUAUAGAAAGGUUAUUGAGUUUUAUGUUUUUUUGUAGUAAAGUUAAGAACAAGUCGGAUUUAUCUUUAUCACUUUUCAAUGAUCAGGCGCGGAUCCAGACCGUGGCAAAAGUGGCUCGAGCCACGGUCAGAUUUUUCCCACCUAAGAUUUUCCGGGGUUCACCUUUGUUGGAUACUACAUUAGACUGCUUACGCAUUUUUAAGAAGUAUAUAUUAGUUAUUUGAAAUACAGCAAAAUUGAGCAAAUAUAGGUCUGUAGCAAACAAUUUGAAUAAUAUCUUUCGUAAUUGUUCUCAUAUUACAGUAAUAUGUGCUAAAAGCAGGAAAAACUUCCGAAAUAUAUUCCUUGUUCAAUAGUAUAAUUAUCCAGUUAAACACUGAACUAUAAAAACCGCCGAAAGCGUGCCGAAUUGUGCCGAAUAUGUUCGGAAAACAGUCGUAAAUUCGAAGCUGCGAUCACAGCCACAAAAUGCCACGGUCAGCGUGCAAAAAAUUGCGCAAUUGUUACUAAAUAUAGUAACUUUCUGCCACGGUGCAGCGUUGCAAACCAAUCACAGGGCAAGUUGUGGUCAUGUGCGCCACGGUCUGCCACGGUGGCUCUGUUUUGAUUGCGCAAUACAAAUGAUCAACAAUAAAGUUCGAUACUUGUCGACUUGACGGGAUAAAGAAUAAUAAAUCACAAGCUACAUGGAUGCUAUCAGGAUGGAAGCUUUUAAAAAAAGUCGAUGUUCUUAGCAAGCUCGUCGAAAUCUUUCAACAAGCAAACCUAAGCGAACAUAUUUCAGGGGAAUUAUCGCUCUUGAGGCAACAAUAUGAUGAAUUUAUCACUGAAGAAAGGCUGCGCCGUUGCAUCUACUGGCGACAUCGUGCUGCCAACGUGCGAAUUUUCAAAACUGCAGUUCUCCAAGAGCCAAACUGAAAGAUCUGGGCCUAAUGUUCCUGUUAGGUAAGAAUUUUUAAUCGACUUAUAUUAAAUUUGCAUUUACGCUGGGGUCAGGGAUAUAAAUUUGUGCAUGCAAAUUUGUAUGUAUGUAAAUUUUUGUUAGUGAAAUAGUAAUAUGAUCUCGAACACAUGGCGGUUAAUAAAAUAUAAAUUGCAUUUAUCCGCUAUGUAGUCGUGAAAUAUUAGUAAAAAAUCUGUUUAAAACUGUUAUCAGUAUUUUGCUACAGUUUACGGCUACAACAUUUGAUUGUCGACUGUAAAAUGAAAUGUUUACUUCUGUAUUGGGUCUACAUAGUCGUCUAUUUGGUUUCACCAAGCUUUAAAUAUAGCGCCUUAAUAUUUGUAGGUUGACCAGGGGUCGGUUAUUCUAAGCUAAGGCUAAUCCUUGGUUAAAAUUUAACCUAGUGUUUUUGUUUGUGUGUUUCUGCAUGCCUGUUUACUUCGAAGCUUUGAAGAAAACUUUCAUUCAUCCAGACAAGAUUUCUGAAGAAAUAUUUCUAAAUUGCUUGUGUGAUGUUACUCUGAGUGUAUAUAUCCACACCGGGCAGGGUUGAAAAAUAUGCCUGGCCAUGGUGGGAUUGGAACCUACGACCUUUGGAAUACUAGCCCAAUGCUUUGCCAACUGAGCUAUGCAGUCAGGUUGGUUUGAGUAUGCAAUACUUUGGAACUGAGUCUACUGUAGUUCCUUCGAUAUCAGUGUAAUCUAAUAAUCAUGAUAUUUGCUGUGUUGGACUGUUGGUGUAAUGUACUCAGGUGAAUAAGAUGCUUGUGUGAUGUUACUCUGAGUGUAUAUCCACACCGGGCAGGCUUGAAAAAUAUGCCUGGCCACAGUGGGAUUCAAACCUACAACCUUUGGAAUACUAGCCCAAUGAUCUGCCAAGGAAUACUAGCCCAAUGCUCUCCCAAUGCCUUUGCCAAAGGUCAUAGGUUUGAAUCCCACCGUGGCCAGGCAUAUUUUUCAAGCCUGCCCGGUGUGGAUAUACACUCAGAGUAACAUGGCACAAUUUGGAUUCUUGCACUUCACUUGGUGGAAUUAAUAUUAGAAUGUUAGGGUUAGUAAUCCAAGUGAGAAUAUAUACAUUUUAAGACCUAACCAGGAGCGACUGCGGAAAAUGCAGCACAAGGUCCUCUGAUAGGAAUCGCAGGGCCGUAGGUUCAUUUCCUACCAGAGGACCUUGUGCUGCAUUUUUUUGCAGUUUCUGGUUAGGUCUUAAAAUGUAUAUAUUCUCACUUGGAUUACUAACCCUAACAUUCUAAUAACAUCACACAAGCAUCUUAUUCACCAGAGUACAUUACACCAACACAGCAAAUAUUUUUAACAACUGGCCCCUGGAGGGUGACUACCUCACAGGUGUUUGUUGUGGAUGAAUAUUGAUGUUGUUGUGGAUGAUGUCAUCCUGAUCCUAAUCCUGACAUUAAAACCUAAUCCCGAAUCUAAAACUGCAACAAAAUCCCAUGAGUUAGUCAAGGCCAGCUGUGAAUUUGAUGUCAUCAUGAUGUUACUCAAAUUACACAAAGACAUUGUAGUAUGGCUCAAUUUCCAUAUUAAUGAUUCCAAAAUUUAAUCUCCAGUCCUUACCUUCAAACCAACUCUAGUUCUAUUGGUUACCCUGACUAAUUCUAGUAAUUAUCCUUUUGGCACAAAGUUAUGUGGAACGAGACCCAUGAUUAUACAAGCAAAAGGAGGGAAAACAUUUGGGAAAACAAAUGGUUCCUUGCUAUUUCUCAAAUGGCAAGGUAUAACAUUUGUUCUCCAGAUAAUUUGAGCGAAGUUUGCAAAGUAUAAUCACAUAAUUACUGUGUGGUGCAAAGAAGUUGACAUUCUGGUUAAAAGUUUCAAUAGAAUAUUUACAAAAUAAUAUAAAAUAACCAUUGAUACUUAAAUGCUUAAAUUCUUUCAGUACUUCAUUGUCUCUUUAAUGCAUGUUCUAUUGCGUUAAUCGGGAAUGAGAGUUUGUCUGCUCACUUGAGAUGCCUCACCAGUAUUGAACUGUUUGAGAAUGCCAAAUACUAUACUAACCAUCCCCUCAUUGAGUCCCAGCAUAAAAACGUAAUAGCGUUCACUACACUUAAAAAAUGCCUCUGCCAUGUGUGUAUCUGAUGCAGCUCUUACUUUUUUCGACAAUUGUAUUGAAAUGCAGCAGUUUUAGAAGAAGCAAAGGAAACUGCAAAAAAUUACACAUUCUCAUCCAUGGUGUGCAUGUUUGCCUUGUCCACAGUAAUUCAGUGUGCCAUUCAGUCAUUCUACCCACUCACCAAUGAUACUGUAGCGAAAGAAAAUUGGGAUUCCUUGGAUUCAAUUGUACAAUACAGUAUAUCUACGGGAUUAUCUUGAUGGCAGUGCAAUUGAAUAUGUCCAUAUCUUUCAUUGUGCUGCGAUGCCACCGUCUUAUUUGGUUGAUCGAAGAAUUCUAUCUACCAAAAAUCAUUUUGUUUCCUUGUGCAAACCAGUUAAAGCACUUCAGCCACGAGACCAUUAUUUUAAAGCACACCUUCCAACCUUAUUGAAGUCUGCGAUGCCAGUUCAUCCUAAAGUUCCUCCUACAGUUUCUCCUAAAGUUUCUACUAAAGUUUUUUCUGCUCCUUCCUCUACACAAGUGACUACAUUUGCUAAAAAGCAGACGACUGGUCCAAAAAGAAAACAAAUUAGCUUAGAUCGAUGCGCUUCUUGUGAAACGAGCGUGCAACACACAAGAAACUGUAGACAGUGAAAUCAAAUUUCCCAGCACUAGUAAAGGAAUUUCAUCUGUAACUCCCAACACUGGUCCUACUUCAGAAAAAUCUAACACCAAAACACAACGAACUUCCACCAAUUCGUGGCCAGAUGAUAUCUACAACUACGUAAAUCUGGUGUCCAGUCUUCCUGAUUCGAAAAAGUACGAAAUUCUGUGCAAUCAUUGCCAUUGGAAACCUGGUUCUGAUUUUUCUUUUCCUCCACGCGAAAAUAUUGGUAGACGUUUCCGGUUGGCAUGGUUAUCACGAUUUCCAUGGUUGGCUUACUCUGCUGUGGCAAACGGUGGUUUUUGCGUCACUUGUGUUCUUUUUGGCAGUGAAAGCACGCAUAAUGCAAGCGAGCUCCAACUAUUGAUGACCAGUGCUCUUCCUCCAAGUGCUUCUGCUGUCCAGAAACUAUGUCAGCAUGGUGAAAAAUCCAAUGUUCACGCAACGGCAACUUUCCGUGCUACACAGUUUAAGCGAAUGAUCGAGAAUAAGACACUUGGUAUCGAUGCAUGUGCAGCUGAAAAAACCCACCCCGUAAAAGACCUGCGUUGCAACUAAAACGCCAAGAUGAUUGAGUUCGAUGUACAGCCCUAAUUGGAUAUUUUUUGCUACAAAGAACCUGAAAUACACAGGAACAGUACAUGCGGUACAGAGUUGUGGUUUUAUGUAAGUACAGUGAUUUUGUAACAUUCUAAUGUUGUAACGUUGAAGAACAUGGUAUGUUGUUUAAAUAUUUGACUUAUUUAGUGCGUUUCGUUAUUUGCUCUCUAAAAUAUGGCGUAAUUAAUGACGAAUUAUAUGAUAGAAUUCGAUGCUCAGAACUCAGGAAAUGGCAUUUCCGGGGUUCAAAUUUCAAAAAUUUUCCGGGGGGGAAUGCCCCCGGACCCCCCUAAUUAUUGACGGUUUUGGAGUGCGCCACGGUCACGGUUUAGGCUGGAUCCGCGCCUGAUGAUAGUGAGCUGUUCACGAGUUUUAUCGAAUAUCUCAGGGAUGUAAGAAAACUUAAGCCUUCGACAAUAGCUAAUUUUCUAGAUGUAGCCAUUAGUGUAGUGAAGUAUAAUGUUGUUACUAAUGACGCGACUGCAGACCCUGAAAAUGCGCCUCAAAUUAAGGCAUAUCGCUCUUUCCAGCGUCGAUUUUUAAAGGACGCUUAUCAACUUUCAAAACGCGAGAAGGAAGGUUUCAGCAAAAAGUCCAGCCAACAAUUUUAUUUUGCGCACGUCCUGGAAACGCUUAGAAAUCUAAGAGACAAGUAUUUAGAAUGCGGCGGGGGCGUAAAAAAAUUUAGGCACCUUCAUGAUUUUGUACUUUUAGCAUUGUAUCUUCGGGCUAUGCCAGGUAGGUCCAAGGAACUGCGCACGCUACAGUUGCAUGAUGAAGCUGAGAAAGGGCAUCAAUUCGAUUACUCCAGUUUUGAGCGUGGAAAUUUUGUCAUAUUUGAUCUCAAUCAAAAGGUUUUUAUUGUCCAGUCCGAAUUCAAAACAAGCAAAACGACAGGUCCAAUCAAGUUAGACAUAUCCGAUGAUAACGAAUUAACUUACUAUCUUCGAUUGUACGUUCAGGCAAGGCACACGUUAAUGCUGGGAAAAAGUCACGAUUAUUUUUUUUGCAAUAAAUACGGCCAUCCGUUUGCGUGCAGUAGCGCAAUUGCAAAGUAUUUACAAGAUAUAUUUGAGCGCGAGGUUUCGAUCAGAGCAAGCACAACCGCGAUGAGGCAUGCCAUUGUUACAUACUUUAACAGCAUUGACGAAUCAAAGGAUGUUAAUUUGCGCAAGAGCUUAGCAGCGCUCAUGAAGCACUCGGUACGUUAUCAAGAAACAGUGUAUUGCGACCAGACUCACGACGAAAAAACUAAGGCAGGUAGAUCUCUGAUGCGCGAUAGUCUGGCAGCCGAUGUAUUUGGAGAGCGCGACGACAUUGCAGCGGUGUCGGCAGAAUCUAGCGACGAAAAUUCAAGCAGCGAUGAAAUCGACCUAGUCCCGCAAACAGGCGAUAUCGUAGCACUGUUAGAUCCGGCAGCAAGUAAAACCGAUAUUUCUUUUUUUAUUGCGAAAGUAGCUAGGUAUACAAAGGAUCGCCGUGAAGCACAUUUGAUUCACUUAGAGCAGGUAGAAGGUUCAAAUAAUUUUUACGUACUAAAACCAGGCAGAGUUUGGACAGAGAGUUUAAAAGCAUUGAUAUUUCCUAUUGACAUUGUGUAUGACUCGUCCAAAAAGGCAUACGAGUUAAGAACGACGCCUGAUUGCUUGUAUAAAUACGUCCAUGGUUGA
Molecule: messenger RNA, 6600 nt
Organism: Paramuricea clavata
Lineage: Eukaryota; Metazoa; Cnidaria; Anthozoa; Malacalcyonacea; Plexauridae
Source: the annotation of a GenBank genome assembly